AGUGACAUCAGCGUCGCGCGGAAGCUCUGCGAAUUUCUUAUGCGUCGUCGUCUUCGCGUGGAAAGGUGCGCAGUUAUAAAGAGGCGUGCGCGAAGGUCCGUGAAUAGCAAAAGGGCUCGACAGAAUAUUCAUUAAGCGACGGGGGGUGUUUGUGGACAGAACUGAUAUUUAAGUCGUAUUAAAUGUGAAGAGUAAAUUGUGACUCAGAGAACAGGUGAAGUGUGUAUGUAUGAAUUACGGCAAGAACGCGCAUUAUCGUUGGUUUACUCCACGUAGUCAGUACUAGUGUUUUCACCGGAAGAAACUGCUUGCUUAGUUAGCGAAUUAUUUAUUCUGAAACCCGCGUACUGUAAAUUGUACAGUGAGACAAAUGGACUACGUUCACUGUAAUGCGUCCGCGUUAAACCAGGUGGAUGGUUCAAGAGACUAAAUCACGUUCAUUAGGAGUGUUGUGGUAGGACAAUAGAAUAGAGUGGAGCUGAACAGCAGCAUUGCACCGAGAGGAAUCGAAUGGCAAUGAACUGAACGAGAUCGCGGCUUUGAGCAUUCUGUGCAGAGCCCGUGUCCACACGCGUGCGUGAGACUCCACUCCAGUCGGCGUAGUUACGGAGGUAGCAGGGGCGGUGCUGUCGUUUGGAGGCAAGGUCAGCGAAGCUUUCCUCGCUUCCCUUGCUACUACAUCAUGUACCAGGCCGCCCUGUACGCGCGCAGCAACGAUGUGCAGCACAUGAACGUGUCGCGCGUGCUGCGCGAGUGGGCGGGGCGGCUGCGCUGGUCGCGCGAGGAGCAGGAGGCCGUGCUGGACGUGGGCUGCGGCCCGGGCGACGUGACGGCGCAGCUCCUGCUGCCGCGCCUGCCCAGCAGCGUGCGCGUGCUGGUGGGCCACGACGUGAGCGAGGAGAUGGUGCGCCACGCCGCCGCCGCCCACGCCGCGCUGGCGCCGCGCCUGCGCUUCCUGUGCACGGACAUCGCCGCGCGCGACCUGCCGGCCACGCCGCUGGGCGCAUGCGCACAGCAACUCCAGGGGUUCCACAAGGUCUUCUCCUUCUACGCGCUCCAGUGGGUGACCGACCAACGAAAUGUAGCAUCUAAAAUGUGGUAUUUUUAUAGUAUGACGACGUUGAAUCCAUUCCUCAAAAGAGUUCCAGAGGAGUUGAAGACCCAGUACAUGGAAGACUUCAUGCGAAUAUAUCAAAGAGAAAACUCGAAGUUUCUGUCUAUGGAGUUCACCCCGGAGUUCGAGCGGAACAACACACGCGUUCGUAAUAUGCAAAUAAUUGCGCACGUGGAGAAGAUAAAAGGCAAUUAAACUAUGUCAUACAGGAUACAGUUUUGUUCUCUCAGAUGAAGUUUGAGUUUACAUGCGUUCCUUAAUGGAGUGAAAAAUAUUACUGAAACAACUCAUUGGUGAAAAAACGUGCAGCUUAUGGAUUGUUCUACCUACAGAGACAGGAUUCGACCCCAGGAAAGAGCGUGGAUUAUCGAAGGGUAGUAAACUCGCAUUAUGUCUCGUGUAAAGUAAUAUAAGUGUCAAUAAACGGUCCUUAGAAGUAGAUAAGAUAUUUUCCACAUUAAUCAUAUUCUGCACACAGCCAGAUAACGAAAACUAGUUGAGGAUAACAAAUAUUAAUUAGUCUAUUGUGGAUGUGUAACGAAAAAUGUGAGUGUCAUAAAUAGUUUUUAGCUCUUGGAACCCAAAAUGUGAUAAGUAUCAAAUAAGAAAUCUCCAUGUGAAAUGGUCUAGGUUAGUAGUGCGCUAAUGUGUCACUUUCACGAUCUGAGAACUUAGAACCUUACAGACGUUAAUUGAAAGUCUAUACGAUGGUAUACAACGAACACUCUAGAUAGCGUAGUUCGUUAAGGCAAUGGCUUCUAAAUGGAGAGAAUGAGUUGGAAUCCUGCUUUGAACGUGGGUGUUCCGCAUGUUCUUAUGGCACGGUAUUCUUUUUUAUAUUUGUACGCAUUUCAUCUACUACCCUUCAUUUAGUCAUCUUCGCCCUGUAGAAGUAGGGAAGGGACAUACGCUUGCGGAGCAUUAAAAAAUAUACAAAUUACAGAUGUAAAUACUAAUUGAAAACAAAGGUCGAGAUGCAAUGGCUAGUGCACACGCCUUUUCGUUCGGUCCCCGUCACUGUCACCCUCCCCGCUCUACAUGCCACUCCACCUCGCUCACUUAUCAUCAAACGAAGAUACUUGCCAAUAGUAGAAAACGUGUGUUCUUCACUUCUGCUUUAUGAGAAGGUUAGUUUUGAAUGUAGUUUACUUUCGAAAUAUCCGGUAGACUGUGUUCCUUUCCAAAGUUAAAUAUUUAAAAAAAUACUAAAUACUGCAUUUUUCAAAAUCGUCUGAUUUUUAUCAAACCAUUUUGAAAAUUAUUUAUUAUUUCUGAGCAUUAUUUAACUAAUUGUUUCCGUAACUUACUAUAAAAAAUUAGGUUUUAUCUUUAAAAUCUUUGUUUAAUAUAAGUGAAAUAGUUCAUAGGCAAUUAACAAUAGUUCAUAGGCAAUUGUAUAUCAACCACCCCUGACCAGAAAAGUGUCACGGAGAGAUUAACAUUCAUCAGGUUGAAUCAGACCAAACUCCGAUCUGAAGAGUAUAUUCAC
This is a messenger RNA of Gryllus bimaculatus (two-spotted cricket), 2603 nucleotides long. The record is from the annotation of a GenBank genome assembly. Lineage: Eukaryota; Metazoa; Arthropoda; Insecta; Orthoptera; Gryllidae.